Messenger RNA from Prunus avium (sweet cherry), 1299 nucleotides. RefSeq lists its product as uncharacterized. The record is from RefSeq and is a predicted model, not a curated record. Lineage: Eukaryota; Viridiplantae; Streptophyta; Magnoliopsida; Rosales; Rosaceae. Gene Ontology annotation, biological process: regulation of alternative mRNA splicing, via spliceosome.
AUCACGCCCCUUCGUUCCCAAAUCUGAUGGGAUUUGCAGUCUCGUCGUCUCUGUGAAGGAAUAGACGAAACGAAUUUGCGAUUGGCGCCCCUGAUUCUGCCACCUCCUAUUGGAAUUUAGAAGCAGCGCCUCCUACUCCUACGGACUCGACUCAUCACACAGGAAAGGCCAAAAAAAAAUGAGUAGGUAUGGGUUGAACCUUAGGCCGCAGCAGAAGAAGCAACCGACAAGGCCUCCUCUCCCUAAACCUCUCGGUUUUGGCGAUGAUGAUGACAAUGACGUUGAGAAAGAAAUUUCUCGCCAGGCUUCCAAGAACAAGUCUCUCAAGGAUAUUGAGGAGCAGCAGAGGAAGGCGCUGGAGCAGGACCCAUCGGUGUUUGACUACGAUGGAGUUUAUGACGAGAUGAAACAGAAAGCUAUCCAACCUCGUGCUCAAGAUCGUGAAGAGAGAAAGCCAAGAUAUAUUCAGUAUUUAAUGAAAAAAGCAGAAGAACGAAACCGAGAGCAUGAAAUAGUAUAUGAGAGAAAACUUGCUAAAGAAAGAACCCAAGAGGAUCACCUCUAUGCAGACAAGGACAAAUUUGUUACAAGUGCUUACAAAAGGAAACUUGCAGAGCAGGCAAAAUGGAUGGAGGAAGAACGACUACGUCAACUUGGUGAGGAGAAAGAUGAUGUUACCAAGAAGAAAGACUUGACUGAGUUUUACUUCAACCUUGGAAAAAAUGUUGCUUUUGGGGCAGAAGAUGCCAAGUCAAGGAAGCUAGCGAAGCAGGCUGAAUUAAGCAAGCUAGAGAAACAUGAAGACAGACCAAUUGCUGUAGCAUCGGAGCCAUUGGAGUCUGAAAGUUUGAAAGUGGGGCAGCUAGAGAAGCAAGUCGAAAUGGACAAGCCAGACAGAGCAAUUGCUGCAGCAUCAGAGCUAGUAGAUUCUCCCGAUGUGAUAGAGGGGCAUCAAGAGGAAACUUUAACUAUUUCUAAAAGUAGUGUUGAGCCCUCUGAUGAAAAGCAAGCUUCAAACACGUUGGCACAGGAAAACUCGUCAGUUGAACAGCCACCAGAAAACCAACCAAAGAGUAACCAUCAUAAAAGAAGCGAAGAUGCCCUAACUGCAGCGAAAGAACGCUAUCUGGCGAGGAAAAGAGCUAAAGAACAGUGAAUAAAUUUCUGCUUGUCGUAAAAGUUUGUAAAAACUAACAGAAAAUUAAUGUUUCCACCCCUUGUCGUACAGGGAUGCGAUUUGGGAUCAGAUAAUUUAUUCUUAUUAGUACUGGUGGCCAUGUUUAAGUUUUAUUGUGCUUC